Messenger RNA from Erinaceus europaeus (western European hedgehog), 4600 nucleotides. It is a transcript of the gene EAF1, whose product is annotated as ELL associated factor 1. NCBI's taxonomy places the organism in Eukaryota, Metazoa, Chordata, Mammalia, Eulipotyphla, Erinaceidae. Gene Ontology annotation, cellular component: super elongation complex. The transcript has 6 exons. Gene Ontology annotation, molecular function: transcription elongation factor activity. Bases 421 to 1470 code for a protein of 349 amino acids. Gene Ontology annotation, biological process: regulation of transcription elongation by RNA polymerase II; positive regulation of DNA-templated transcription. The record is from RefSeq and is a predicted model, not a curated record.
GAAGCCGGACACAAGUGGGGUCGUCGCGUCGCGUCCCCACGGCGGGAGACCCCGCGCUUUCCGGGAAGACGGGCUGGGCCACCUCGAGGAACAGAGCCGGCGCUGCGGGGCCAGCGGGCUCCCGAGGACCCGAGCGUGUCGGGACAUCGAGGACGAGCCGGGCCGCCCAGGCUCCUCCGGCUGCGGGGAGCCAUCUUGACCGGUCCGCCAGAGUCACCAGUCCGCCGCGCCCCGCCGGCCUCACCGUCAUCAGCCGCCGGAGUCACCUGGAGCGGCAGGGCUGACGCGCUCGGCCCUCGGGCGGCCCCUGACCGCGCACGCGCACGCGCAAGCCAGAAGCCGCGGCGGGGAAGCCCUGAGCUCGGCCUCGGCCGUCCGGAGGACUUCAAACAGGGAUUCCCGGGACGGAAUUCUUUAGCUAUGGCACCGCCCCCCUCACUUCCGCUCCGCACCCAGAAGUCCCGCCCCGAUGCCGGAAGUCCGGCGGCGUGGCUUCCCGGUACUCUUCCCCCUCCCCGGCGCGGCCGCGAGCACUGGCUUCCGGCCCCGGGUGGGCGCCGGCUGGGCUCCCAGUGCGCUCCGCUGCGGAGUCCCGGGAGCGCGGUUCUCCGGGGCGCCGGCGCCAGGGGCGCGCCGGUCAGGACGCGAGACCCGCGCGGGGCCAUGAACGGGACGGUGAACCCGCUGCUGGACCGCGAGGAGCACUGCCUGCGGCUGGGGGAGAGCUUCGAGAAGCGGCCGCGGGCCUCCUUCCACACCAUCCGCUAUGACUUUAAGCCAGCGUCUAUAGAUACGUCCUGUGAAGGAGAGCUCCAGGUUGGCAAAGGAGAUGAAGUCACAAUUACACUGCCACAUAUCCCUGGGUCUACACCACCGAUGACUGUGUUCAAGGGGAACAAACGGCCUUAUCAGAAAGACUGUGUACUUAUUAUUAAUCAUGACACUGGUGAAUAUGUGCUGGAAAAACUCAGUAGCAGCAUUCAGGUCAAAAAAACCAGAGCUGAGGGGAGCAGUAAAAUCCAGGCCCGGAUGGAACAGCAGCCCACUCGUCCUCCUCAGCCGACACAGCCGCCUCCGCCUCCACCACCUAUGCCGUUCAGAGCUCCGACCAAGCCUCCAGCUGGGCCCAAAACGUCUCCCUUGAAAGAUAACCCCUCACCUGAACCGCAGCUGGAUGACAUCAAAAGAGAGCUGAGGGCUGAAGUUGACAUCAUUGAGCAGAUGAGCAGCACUAGUGGGAGCAGCUCCUCAGACUCCGAGAGCUCCUCAGGAAGUGAUGACGACAGCUCCAGCAGUGGAGCUGAGGACAAUGGCCCAGCAUCUCCUCCACAGCCUUCACACCAGCAGACCUACAACAGCAGACCAGCCGUCGCCAAUGGGACCAGCCGGCCACAAGGAAGCAACCAGCUCAUGAACACCCUCCGCAAUGACUUGCAGUUGAGUGAGUCUGGAAGUGACAGUGAUGACUAGAGUCGGAUCUUUCGAAAUCAGUUCCCCGGUGCGCAAAUAAGCAACGAGGCCAGGCUGCAUCAGCACGGACUCCAUUGCCAACAGUAAAGUGUGUGGGCCAGUGACUGUGGUAGUAGGAGUUUGGGGCUCGAGCUCUCAGAUGCAAGUCUUAAACGUGGUGAUGGGUGACUUUUGUGUAAUUUCUGAACAAGCUCCUAUUUCAGAGAUUUAAGUAGAUCUGUAGAAGAACUAACAGAAUUGCAUUUUGAUUUGCUUGACACUGUUAAUGCCCUGGUCUGGGUCACUCAGAGGCCAACGGUGCAGCUGUGCAGAUCAGCAGCCCCCAGGUUGGCAAACGGUCUGCUCCAGUGAGGUGGAGCGCCGUGCUGGGGGGCUAGAAGGGGAAAGAGCAGUCAAAACUGCAGUAUGGAAGUACGUCAGAGCCACUGCACGUUGCUGAUACAAAGUGGUAAGGAAGUUUUAUCUGCCCAGGCUGACAAGCCUGUGUAGAAAUGAACUUGAAAGUGGAUUCCUGGAGUGUCUGCUGGGUGGGACCCUCUGCUCUUCCAGCCCCCUCCUUUACAGAGACGGAAAGGGAAGUACCCCACCCCCAGUCCACGUUUGCCCCUGCUGCUCCCUUCCCUGAAUCUCUCUUUCUGAAGCCAGAGAUCCUGAUGCACAGAACUUUGUGCACACUGGAGCUUUUGCUGAGUUCCAAGAGACAAAAACAGUGCAUUCUUCUGGCUUAAAUCCAGAGCCAGAAUGUCUGGAUACGUGAGUCUGAGUGAGCACAUUGACCAGCAGCUGUUGUGCAGACGCACGCAGCCCAGUUCAGUGGGGCUUUGUUUUGUGUGUCUGCACGUAGCUCUCUAGCUCAUUCAGGGGCUCGCCAGUGGUCGGGUGGUAGAAGGAAGGUGUAGUGCCGAAACCCUUUUCUGAACUGGUGAAGCUGCAGCAGGUUUCCAAAGCCAGAAUUAGGAUAGGAGUUCUGCAAUAUGAAAUAAGCACCUUCCUGCUAAGGUAUCUGUUCCUGCUUUCGCACCACUGUUUGUGCCUGACUCCCAGGCUCAUCUGUACUUUUUUUAUAUGCAAAUAGAGGGAAGUCACAAGAUUGCCUUCUGUGGUGUACAGUUCCCAUAUGAACCUGUUUGGGAGGAAACUGGUCACUAAUUACUGUCCCCACGUUAAAUAAAUGUGAUGAAACCGUCCUGUAAUUAGUGUGGAGUAGCCCAUUUCCAUGAUUUAAAUGAAUGUGUCCUGAAAUUUUCCCAUCUCCUAAAAAUCCUAUUACAAAUGAUUUUUCUUCCCUUGGGUCUUUCCAUUCAGAUGGCUUCUCCCUCUCCAGCUAAUGGAGGGAAGCAGGAAAUAGAUGGCCCAUGGAGGGGGAGUGGAGGAGAGGGGAGGGAAAGGAAGGGAAGGGAGGGGGCGCUUAGAGUUGUGCCUGAUAGUCGCCAGCUCCCUCCAUGGAGAUGGAGGGCUCUGGAGCUGGAGAUCCCAGGCCCAGCCGCUGCCAGGCAGCUCGACCUCACCACUAGGCCAAGUCAGUGCGUCAGUGCGGGGAGUAGGCAGCGAGUGGGUCAGCACCAGCGCCCUGUCUGAGGGUUUGGUGGGUUUAGCGGCAGGUAGGAGCGUAUUCAUCAUGAACUGCUAAUUGCUUUAUAAUUCCUUGAUAAUGACAGCUCAGGGAAGGUGAAAGUCACAGAUUGGGAGGUAUGAAUUGUUACUGGAUGUGGGAAUUGUGUCACUGCUCUUUAACUUGCUCGAGCUGGGACAGGUUCCAGGAACUUGAACUAAAAAUAGCUAUUUUAGCCUCUCUCUCUCCCUCUCUCCCUCUCUCCCUCUCUCCUUCUCUCCUUCCCCAGUGUCUUGAUUUAUAUAGCUGUGGUUUGGGGCAUGCUAGGUCAAGCUGUUUGUACGUAUAGGAAAUGUUUGCAUAUGGCCCUGGACUGAACCGGGCUCCCUGAGCUUCAGGGCCUCUGCCUGUUCACCCAGCCAUCCUGAUGCCGUCUAGCAGGGCUCCAGGUUGCUCUUUGCACAAAACCUUCAGUGGCUCAUCUGUCUUUGGAAAUCAAGAAUUUGUCCUCAGCCGCUUCUUAUGAGUCCCCUGUGCCAGCCAGCCUGGACUUGUCCUUUCUGCCUCUGUGCCUUCUCUGACCUCUCCUCUCCCCUACCAAGCCCACUCCAGAGGCUCAUGGUGCGAUCUUUAUAAAAUCUUCCUUUGGUUGGUUGGUUCAACUCACCAGCCUUCCUCUUGCUUGAGUUCCAGUUGGUGUGAACACCUCUUGCAGGGUGUCACAGGAGUAGACAUUCAGAUGUUUAAAUCCUGCUGGCGAGGAGGCAGAAAAAAACUAAUCAGAGGAAUGCAGAGGGCAGAGGUGAAGAAAACCUUCCAGGCAUUUGGAAUUAGCUGGCUUUUGUGACUUUGAAGCCUCUGAAAUCCAUACUGAUUCAGGAAUUGGAAGUUUCUAAUGAGCUAUUAUCUUUUUGUUCUAUACAAUAUCUACCAUAUAAUGUGGGUCAUUAGGUCAUGGCAAGCCAGAGCAAAGAUGUGAGUUGUGAAUUUUUAUACAAGCUAGAGAUUUGUAAUGAUGCCACUCAUUAACUUUGAUUUCUGUUGAAGAAUCACUUUUUUUUUUCCUGUCUGUGAUAUUAAUAAUAUAUGUAGGCUUCAGUGGUGGGAAAACUUGAAAGUUCCAAAUCCUUAUUUCCCUAAUUGAGAGGCUGACUCAUAGCUGCAUUGAGUGGAUAGCGUGUGUGAGUGAGUGGUUACAAUGUAUUUAUUACAUUAUUUAGAAAGUAAUAGGUGGGUAUAUAUAUUAGGUGCAGCCAGUUGGAUGUUUCCAUUUGGCUAGGAAGGUAAGAUUUCCAAAACUCAGGCCUGAACCAGUAGGUUGGAAGACAGUACCAAUUGAAGCGUUAUGAAAUACGUUUUUGUUGCUCUUUUUUUUUUUUUUUUUUUUGGUCUUGGGUUUAUAGUCUCAUGCUAUAAUGAUUUUUAAAAUCUUGUGCCUAAAAGUUUAUUCUGCUUAAUUAUGAAGUAGACAUGCAUGUUUACAUUUCUGUAAAAUACUUGCUGUGUAAAGUUUGUUGUUUAUUCUCUUAAAAGACAACUUAUAUUUAAGUAAAAAAUGAAGGCCAGCAGUACAAUGCA